GGCGGAGCAACCUCUGAACAUGGAGCUCACUGAGGAACUGAUGCAGACACACAGCACGCUCAUCAUCACACACACACACACACACACACACACACUCUAUGAACUGUGCGAUUCACAAUCAUCUGCCUGUUUGUCUCGAUCACCUCGAAAUUACAAAUGAAAUCUACAGAAGUGGAUCCGGGGUUAUUCACUGACAGCUACUGCAAAGUGUGCAGCGCUCAGCUUAUCUCUGAGUCACAGAGAGUCGCCCACUAUGAAAGUCGAAAGCAUGCAAACAAAGUUCGUCUCUAUUACAUGUUACACCCGGUGGAUGGUGGCUGUCCUGCAAAGAAGCUUCGAACUGACAAUGGCAGUGCGGAGGGAGAUGUGGACAAGAACAAGUGCUGCACACUGUGCAAUAUGUCGUUCACUUCGGCGGUGGUGGCCCAGUCGCACUACCAGGGCAAGAUCCAUGCCAAGAGACUCAGGCUACUGCUGGGGGAGCCACCUGCCAUCACAUCUAAAGAGGUGACAGCCAGUUCAGAGCAUAUGGUGACUGAAGACUCGGCAGGAAGUCCUUCCAUACAUGGCAAACUCUCACAUCGCUACUGCCAAAUGUGUAAGGCCUGGUUCAACAACCCCGGCAUGGCCAGACAGCACUACGACGGAAAGAAGCACAAGAAAAACGCAGCCCAAGCUAACCUCCUCACACAACUGGGUAAAAGUCUGGAGGACGGGGAUGAUCUAAACGGCCUGAAGCGGAGUCACACAUGUGAGGUCUGCAGUGUUACGCUCAACUCCGUGGCACAAUACCACGCACAUCUGCAGGGCUCCAAACACCAGAACAACUUGAAGAACAAAUGAAGUUUAAUGAAGCUCCCCUCUUUCAUCUCUACUCUUGAAACUAUUUGAGGAUCUGUCUGUGGAAGUCAAGGCAACUUUAAGACAGCACAUGACAGUGAUAUCAGUUCAUAUUCUCUUGAUCCACUGUGUUAAUGACAGCAUUAUGGACACUACCAGUAAAGCCAGAGACCUGGACAGUGACAAUGGAUAAUGGACAAGUGCUUUUUGCAAAAUUUGUACAUAAAAGAAAAAAAAAUCACAUCCUGAUCACUUUAAUGUAUAUAUUUAAGGCAUGUUGAAUGGUGUGAUUUGAUUGUAAUUGUAUUUCAGAUUUUAAUUUAAAUGUAUUUUAAUUUGUGUGUAAGAACUGAACAUUUUGUAUUAGAGUGAAAUUGUAAUUCAAAUGUUGUAGCUCUCUGUAGUCCACUAAAGAUAGAUUGAGUUUUCUUGUUUUAUUUUGUACAUACAGUACAGUCUGGGAGAAUUGCUCUCGGAUGAUAUUAAAAGG
Messenger RNA from Carassius carassius (crucian carp), 1330 nucleotides. Its product is annotated as zinc finger matrin-type protein 4-like. The record is from RefSeq and is a predicted model, not a curated record. The transcript is spliced from 7 exons. Gene Ontology annotation, cellular component: nucleus. Gene Ontology annotation, molecular function: zinc ion binding; nucleic acid binding. NCBI's taxonomy places the organism in Eukaryota, Metazoa, Chordata, Actinopteri, Cypriniformes, Cyprinidae. Bases 157 to 843 code for a protein of 228 amino acids.